AUGUCGCCGCAAUCCACCACCAAUCAACGCCUAAGGGUGACCAUUAUUGGAGCGGGAGUCUCCGGGAUCCUCAUGGCCAUCAAACUACAACAGUAUCUGCCCAACCAUAUAACCUUCCACAUCUACGAAAAAUCCCCCGAGAUUGGCGGGACAUGGUUUGAGAAUCGGUACCCAGGUUGCGCGUGCGAUGUACCCAGCCAUCUGUAUCAGUACUCGUUUGCGCCGAAUACUGAGUGGUCGAGAUUCUACGCAACAUCCCGGGAGAUCCAAUCCUACCUCGAAUCCGUCGUGCGCCAAUACAACCUCACACCCCAUAUAAGCUUCAACAGCCUCGUCACACACGCGUCCUGGUCCGCCUCGCCUGGUCUCUGGACAAUCGAGGUGUCAAGCCACGGUACAGUCGAAAGCGAAAUCCUCAUCAACGCCGGCGGCAUCCUGAAUAACCUACAGAUGCCGGAUAUCCCCGGUCUCGACACAUUCCGCGGUCCACAAUUGCAUACGGCUGCGUGGGAUGAUAGGGUUGAAUUGACUGGUAAGCGUGUUGCGAUUAUUGGUGCCGGGGCGAGUGCUGUUCAGGUUGUGCCUGAGGUUCGGAAGAUCGCGAAGCAUGUCGACGUGUAUAUCCGGACGCCGUCGUGGAUCUCGCCACCUGUUGCGCUGCCGGCGGGAGUUGAAAAGGGGCAUAUCUACAGCGAAGAGGAGAAAAAGUCAUUUCGGGUCGAUGGGAAGGGGUACCGAAGUAUGCGAAAGGGGCUGGAAGACCAGUUCAAUAGCAUGUUCGGCGCCUUUACGAAGGGGAGCGUCGAGCAGCAGGACUUGCGUGGCCGGUUUGAGGGACGCAUGAAAGCGCUCAUCAAAGAUGAGGCGCUGCAGAAGAACCUCAUCCCGAGCUUCGAGGCGGGAUGUCGCCGGAUUAACCCCGGAGAGGAGUAUUUGAUUGCGCUGCAGGAGGAAAAUGUGCGGCCGGUCUUCGAGCGGAUUGAGAGGAUCGACUCGGACGGUGUUGUACUGGGGAGUGGAGUAAAGCAUGAGGCUGAUGUGCUGAUUGCAGCAACGGGUUUCAAUACCAGCUUCCGGCCACGGUUUCCCAUUCUGGGCACGGGGGGAGUGAAUCUGCAGGAUCUGUGGGAGGAUGAUCCGACCUCGUACUGUGGGAUUGCGGUUUCGGGGUUUCCGAAUUAUCUCAUGUUCUUGGGGCCUAAUACGCCGAUUUCGAAUGGGAGCUUGAUGGGCCCCCUCGAAGCAACAAGCGACUACAUCACGCGCCUCCUCCGCAAAACCAUCCGCCAACGCGUCAAAUCAUUCGACAUCCGCGCAGACGUCCAAGCAGAUUUCAACAAACACACGCAAGCCGUGAUGCAAAACAUGGUCUGGACAGGAACCUGUCGCAGCUGGUUCAAGAACAGCAAGAGCGGGAAAAUCACGGCCCUCUGGCCCGGGAGCUCGCUGCACUACAUGCAGACGCUGGCUGAGGACCGGUGGGAGGAUUAUAAGUGGGAGUUUCAGGGAAGUCGCUUUGAUUAUCUGGGGAGAGGCUUUUCGUGGAUUGAGGAUCCGGCGGGGGAUGUGCUUGGGAGGGAGGAGAGUGAGAAGUGGCGGAUGUCGACUGUACCGAAUAAGGGGUCUGAUUUGAGUUAUUAUCUUGUUGAUGCGGUGCCACUUGCUAAAGAGCGGGACGAGAAGGCUUUGCUAUAGGAAGACAUCUUCUAGUCAAGAGGAGUGUUGUAUUCGUCCAAAAAUUGUCUACACUAGUGAAGAACAGC
Molecule: messenger RNA, 1763 nt
Organism: Aspergillus calidoustus
Lineage: Eukaryota; Fungi; Ascomycota; Eurotiomycetes; Eurotiales; Aspergillaceae
Source: the annotation of a GenBank genome assembly